AUGACUGAGAAAGAUAAAGAUGAAGUAGCUCUUCAACGUUUUGUUGAAUAUAUUCAAAUAAAAACAGUUCAACCUGAACCUGAUUAUGAUAGUGCAAUGAAAUUUUUGAAAAAUUAUGCACAAGAAUUGGGUUUAGAAUAUCGUGCAGUAACAUUAGAUGAAAGUCGACAAGCAUGUCUGUUAACUUGGCCAUCAAAAUCAUCAACAGAAACAUCAAUUGUACUUAAUUCACAUAUUGAUGUAGUACCUGUUUUUGAAGAACAUUGGAUGGUUCCACCAUUUUCCGGUGAAAUUCGAGAUGGAAAAAUUUAUGGACGUGGUACGCAAGAUAUGAAAUGCGUUGGAAUUCAAUAUUUAGAAGCUAUCCGACGUCUUAAAGCUGCUAAAUAUGAACCUAAACGAACGAUUCAUUGCUUGUUUGUUCCCGAUGAAGAAAUCGGUGGUGUACGUGGCAUGGGAAAAUUUAUAACACUUGAUGAAUGUAAAGCUUUAAAUAUUGGCUUUGUUCUUGAUGAAGGUUUGGCUAGUGAAACAGAUGUCUUUCAAGUUUAUUAUGGUGAUCGUUCUGUACUUUGGAUACAAUUUUUAGUUAAAGGUAAAACUGGUCAUGGAUCACGACUUAUUGAAAAUACAGCUGCUGAAAAAGCACAAUUUAUUCUUAAUGAAAUGUUAAAAUUUCGUGCUAAUGAAAAAGAAUGCUUAGAAAAAAGUGAAGCAACGGAUAACCUCAUUCAAUUAGGUAAUGUAACAACAGUUAAUUUAACAAAAUUAACUGGUGGUGUUCAACAAAACGUUGUACCUGAUCAAUAUUCACUUUAUUUUGAUUGUCGUAUUAAACCUGAUGGUUAUGAUGCUUUUAAGGAAUUUUUACAUGAUGUUAUUAAACGAACACCAAAAGAAAAUGAUGAUGAAGUAAUACUUCAUUAUGUACAAGAUAGUGGACGAGUCUGUAUUACUGAUGUUGAAAAACCAUCAUGGUGGCUUAAUAGUUUUAAACGAACAUGUGAACAAAUGAAAUGUAAAACAAAUUGGACUGUUUUUCCAGCUGCAACUGAUGGUAGAUAUUUACGUGGUGAAGGUUAUCCAGCAAUUGGCUUUUCACCAAUGAUAAAUACACCUAUUCUUUUACAUGAUCAUAAUGAAUAUUUACAUAAAGAUGUAUUUCUUCAUGGAAUUGAAAUUUAUGUUAAAUUAAUUGAAAAUCUUACGAAUGGUAAAUCAGCAUAG
This is a messenger RNA of Adineta steineri, 1227 nucleotides long. NCBI's taxonomy places the organism in Eukaryota, Metazoa, Rotifera, Eurotatoria, Adinetida, Adinetidae. The record is from the annotation of a GenBank genome assembly.